This is a messenger RNA of Cavenderia fasciculata, 498 nucleotides long. RefSeq lists its product as uncharacterized. NCBI's taxonomy places the organism in Eukaryota, Evosea, Eumycetozoa, Acytosteliales, Cavenderiaceae. The transcript has a single exon. The record is from RefSeq and is a predicted model, not a curated record. The coding region runs from base 1 to 498 and encodes 165 amino acids.
AUGACAACAUUACUGGUAUCAUUGGAUAGACGCCCAAAAUUCAUUUGGAAUGGGCGCAUUUGGGCUGGGUUUGCGAUAGGGUCAGGUAUCAAUCUAUGGGUUGAUCAUCCUGGUUGUUUAUGUUUUGCUCCUCACCUUAACCAAUAUCCAAAAACAAAACAACGAAUGAACGAAUUUGUAGAAAUGGUGAAUUCCUUGCCUCCAGAUGCGCAAGUGGCUAUCAUCGUAUACGAUGGAUUUCUAGCAGGAAUGCAAGACAUCCUUCUACCAGCCUUUCAAUCCAUUGGUUCAACUAGGUUUCAAGAAGCUCAACACUAUCAAAAGUAUUGUAUGGUUGGUCGAAAGGGUGGUAGUGCCCUCGAAUCCUUUGGAGACGACCCUUUAAACAAAGGAGAGGUAAGAGUCGAAACCAACGCCACCUCUAUCCAAACAUCAAAGACAUCGUACUACGAUGAUUUUGACUUUUCACAAUUGAUUAAAUAUAAUAAUAAUAAAUAA